GCGGUGGCAGCUCGCGCGGUGUGACAGUGGCAAGCCCAGGCUUCCCGGGCGGGAGGCACAGGGAAGGGCAGAUCUGGUUCUGGUUCAAGCCCUUUCACACUCACUCCACCACCCCGCUGCUCAGUUUAGCCAAGUUUUCAUUUUUCACCUUCUCCACCUUCAGCUGUCUAAGGCCACCACUGUCUGAUCCCACUUAGGGUCUUAAGGGCUCGGACUGCUGGAAACUUCGAGAGGUGGUUUUUUUCUUUUUGUUUGUUUGUUUGGUUUGUUUUUUUAUCUUUUUAAAAGUCUCAUUUUGGGGAAGGGGGUGCUGUGGGGAAGGAUGCGAAACUCAGUUCCUCUGCUCUGCCUCUGGAGUUUCUAUUGCUGUUUUGCGGCGGAAGGCCCCGCACUCCCUGGUCCAGAGGGAAGGUUGCAAGAUGAGCCCCACAAACCCAGUGAUGUGCCAGCUGCUGCCACCCCCCCUGUGAGAUUUAACCUCCGAACCUCUGAGGACCCAGAGCAUGAAGGCUGCUACCUUUCCCUUGGCCACAACCAGCUCUUAGAAGACUGUGGCUUCAAUGCAACAGCCAAAACCUUCUUCAUCAUUCAUGGAUGGACGAUGAGUGGCAUGUUUGAAAAUUGGCUGUACAAACUCGUGUCAGCCCUGCAGACAAGAGAGAAAGGAGCCAAUGUUGUGGUGGUGGACUGGCUCCCGCUGGCUCAUCAGCUUUAUGUAGAUGCGGUCAAUAACACGAGGAAAGUGGGACACAGCGUCGCAAGGAUGCUCGACUGGCUGCAGCAGGGGAAGGAGGAUUUUUCUCUCGGGAAUGUGCACUUGAUCGGCUACAGCCUGGGCGCUCACGUGGCUGGGUACGCUGGCAACUUCGUGAAAGGCAUGGUGGGCAGAAUCACGGGUCUGGAUCCUGCUGGGCCCAUGUUUGAAGGGGUGGACAUCCACAAGAGGCUGUCCCCUGAUGACGCGGACUUUGUGGACGUCCUGCACACCUACACGCGCUCCUUUGGCUUGAGCAUCGGGAUUCAGAUGCCUGUGGGUCACAUCGACAUCUACCCCAAUGGGGGCGACUUCCAGCCGGGCUGUGGACUCAACGACAUCUUGGGGUCAAUUGCAUAUGGAACAAUCACAGAGGUGAUGAAGUGUGAGCAUGAGCGGGCAGUGCAUCUCUUUGUUGAUUCCCUGGUGAAUCAGGACAAGCCAAGCUUCGCGUUCCAGUGCACGGACUCUAACCGCUUCAAAAAGGGGAUCUGUCUCAGUUGCCGGAAGAACCGUUGUAAUAGUAUUGGCUACAAUGCCAAGAGAACAAGGAAUAAGAGGAACAGCAAAAUGUACCUGAAAACCCGGGCGGGCAUGCCUUUCAAAGUUUACCAUUAUCAGAUGAAAAUCCAUGUCUUCAGUUAUAAGAACAUGGGAGAAAUCGAGCCCACCUUCUACGUCACCCUUUACGGCACCAAUGCAGACUCCCAGAUUCUGCCUUUGGAAAUUGUGGAGCAGAUCGGGCUGAAUGCCACCAACACCUUCCUGGUCUAUACCGAGGAGGACUUGGGAGACCUCCUGAAGAUCAAACUCACCUGGGAGGGGACAUCUCAGUCCUGGUUCAGCCUGUGGAAGGAGCUCCGCAGCUAUCUGUCUCAACCCCGCAGCUCUGAGCGCGAGCUGAAUAUCAGGCGCAUCCGGGUCAAGUCCGGAGAAACCCAGCGGAAAUUGACUUUUUGUGUCGAAGAUCCUGAGAACACCCGCAUAGCCCCUGGCCAAGAGCUCUGGUUUCGCAAGUGUCGGGAUGGCUGGAGAAUGAAAAAUGAAACCAGUCCAACUGUGGAGCAUCCUUGAGCGAGUCAGAAAGUGCCCCCACCUUCCAAGCACAUGGAGGAACGUUACUGCUGAGGACCCACUGAUGGAAGGACCCUUCUCGGCCUUGACCCUGGAGCAGUGGGAGGAGCCUGCUUGCUGGGUCCUGGCCCUUGCCUCCCAUGAUGGCUGGGACUACUUGCCAGAAGGGACUAUGCACUGCUAUUUUCCUGCUGUUCUUGCUGCUGCUCUCGGGAUAGCGCUGACCCCAGAUCUGGGUGCAAACGGCUGAAUGCCCCUAGCCUCUGUGUACACUGGGCUGGUUUCUCAGUGACUGGCUGAGCCUGUGCUUCACCUGCCAAGGAACACAGGCUCUGGAGUGGCUCCACGUGCCUGACCUGACCUGAAGGUAUAGGGAGGUCUUCCUGCUGGGAGCUGAUUCAUGUCAGGGUGGCAGGUCUGGGCCCUUGUUCACCUGGAGAGAGGAGAGUAGAUCGGGAGAGGUGAUGAGGCCCACACUGCUGGGGUUCAAUGGGUAACUGGUAAAAGGUACCCAUUACCUAUUGGAUAUUCCGUCCUGCUCUCCAGCUCCCUCUCUAAAGCACACAUCGUUGGCCUUCAUAUUUUUCUGUCGCUCCUUUUUUGACUGGGCAAAUAUUUAUUAAGCACCUAAACUUAAUUAGCACAUGGCAAUAGACACCUUAGUAAAUCUCUCCAAGCCAUCUUCUCACUUGAAACCUAGUGGGAUGGGGAUGUCUAGACUCUUUAAGUUGAGAUGAUCCAUGAAUAUGCAUGUGAUGAAAGGCACUCUUGGCACUUGGAAGGCUACAGGAUGUAAGAAUUGGGGACCCUGAAGCUUUAAGUGGUUUCUACCUAUUUCUUCUUCUUUUUUGGCCAUACUCACAGCAUGUGGAAGUUCCCAGACCCGGGAUAGAACCCUCGCCACAGUAGUGAUCUGAACCACAGCAGUGACAGCACCAGAUCCUUAACCUGCUGAGCCAUCAGGGAACUCCUCUAUUUCUCCUUAAUUAACAUGCAUUCCUCUUAAGAGUGAUCACCAGCAAAAUGGCAAGCACAGUAUCAUACAUGUGACCAAUUGCUGAAUACGAUUGCUCCAGAGCAAAAUCUCUUCCAUGUAGGAAGAUGGAAGGUAGAAUGUAUGUUAUACAUAUCUGUUUGUACAGAAACUAGCACCUGUCACACACAGCUGGUACCAAGAGUUAAUUAACGCCAUACCUUUUCCUUCUUGAAAUAUCUUUCUCUAAGACCAGUGCCUUUUCUGUGCUGAACUUCUUCAGAAAACCUCCAAUUCUAGAUGUCGAUUUGAAUUCAUAGACGUGAUAUCCGAGAAACUGUUUUGUAAUUCUCAAAAGAUUUGAACAUGCAUCACUUAAUUAAAGAGUCACACCAGGAAGUGAGCAGGGCAGCUACUAUUCUCUCUAUUUAAAAAACCAAGCCUUAGUGAUAUUCAGCCACGUGCCUGGAAUUAUACACCAAGUCGGUAGAGCCAGAUGAGGACCCCAGGCUUCCUAGAGGCCAUGCCCAUUGCAUGCCGAUCUGUGCAACCUCAUCAAGACCCCUACAGCCAUUUCCCACCAGUAGGCCCCAGAUAGAACAAAAAAGGAAUUUUCUUUUUCAGAGCCAUCUAGAAAACCCUAAACCCUCUUAUUAAGAGAAAACUGGGAGAACAAAUGUGCAAGGGGUUGGGAUUUUAUGGAUGUGAUCUAUUUGGAAGGAGCUGUAAUGUCAGGUGGUAGCAGGGAGGGGACAUUGUAUUUGGGUUUUUAAGUUUUUAAAGGACAUUGUUUUAAUCUGUAUUGUGCCAAAGUUGUGUCAUUGUUCAAUGCCAAACCUCUGAAUGCAUAACCUGUCAAAUACCUUAAUUCAAGGUAUUUUCUCUGUCCAUUUCUGUGCUUUUUCUGUGGCUUCUGUGAUUUUCUUUCUAGCCAAAGGAGAGCUUGUAUUACUGACUGUGCAUCUUGGUUGCUUUCUGCUUCUGAUUUUAGUAAAGGAAGCCUUAGAAAUUGAA
Messenger RNA from Sus scrofa (pig), 3815 nucleotides. RefSeq names its product lipase G, endothelial type (gene LIPG). Gene Ontology annotation, biological process: lipid catabolic process. Gene Ontology annotation, molecular function: protein binding; lipoprotein lipase activity. The record is from RefSeq and is marked validated. Lineage: Eukaryota; Metazoa; Chordata; Mammalia; Artiodactyla; Suidae.